GAGGCGCGCACGCAGCAGGCAGAACACCCAUAAGGGUGCCCUUUUUUUCCCAUGUCCAGUGCGAAGAAGGGAGGGAAGAAGGAUGCUGGAGGGAAGAAGGAUGCCAUUGUGCGGGCUGCUCGCGAACGGCUCGAGAUGCAGCAGAAGCUCGCAGAGGAGAAGCGGGCGUUCGAGGAGGCAGAGAGGAAGCGGAUCGAGGAGGAGCAGCGCCUCAUUGACGAGGAGGAGGCGAAAAAAGAAGCGGAGCGCCAGAGAAGACGUGAGCACAAGGCAGCGAAGAUCGCCAAGCAGAAGGCGGAUGGCACCUACCUGACGAAGUCCGAGAAGGUGCGGGCCCAGCGAGCGGCGCAGCUCCGCGCGCAAUUCGGCUUUACCAUGGAAAAGGAUGAGGACGAGGAGGAGGAGAAGGCCCCGGAGGCGAAGGUGCAGAAGAGGCCCAUGGCCACCAAGUUGAAGAAGAAGAAGCCACAGCCCGGGGACAAAGAGCCAGAGCCGUCGGUGCCGGAAGAGGAGAAACCUGAGAAGCCAGAGGCUGAGGAGAAGCCAAAGGAAAAGCCGGAGGAGAAGCCAGCGGCGGAGGAAGACGACGAUGAUGACUGGGAGAAGCAAGCGGAAGACGAGUCAAAACCCAAGGCGGAGGAGGCAGAGGGUUCCGAUGAGGGUGAGGGCUCUGACAAUGAAAGCGGCAGCAGCAGUAGCAGCAGCAGUUCAUCUUCCUCGUUCAUGGGCUAUCGUUCCCCAGUGAUUUGCAUUAUGGGGCAUGUCGACACUGGCAAGACGAAGUUGUUGGACAAGAUCAGGCGAACCAAUGUUCAAGAAGGAGAAGCAGGAGGUAUCACGCAGCAAAUCGGCGCGACCUUUUUCCCAGACAUCGCACUGCAAGAGCAGACGCGGAAAGUGGACGAAGAUUUUGACUUGGAGGUUCCGGGCGUGCUGAUCAUCGACACGCCUGGGCACGAAUCCUUCAACAACUUGCGCAUGCGCGGCUCCUCUUUGGCUGACCUGGCGAUCUUGGUGAUUGACAUUAUGCAUGGGCUGGAACCACAGACUGUCGAAUCCCUGGAGCUCUUGAAGAAGAGGCGCUGCCCUUUCAUCAUCGCCUUGAAUAAGAUUGACAUUCUGUACCAGUGGAAUGCAAAACAGUACACCAGCGUCCAAGAGGCUUUGUCCAGACAGCAGCAGUCUGUUCGGGAUGAGUUUCAGACUCGGUACAAUAACGUGGUUCUGCAGCUGAAUGAGCGCGGGCUCAACUGCAACCUGUACUGGGAGAAUGAUGAUUAUCGAUCGUCAGUAUCCAUCGUGCCCACCAGCGCUCUUACUGGAGAAGGGGUGCCGGACCUCCUCUACAUGAUCUUGAAGUUGACUCAAGACCUGAUGGGGGAUAAGCUGGAGGUCAGGGAGAAGCUGGAAUGCACCGUCAUCGAGGUGAAAAACAUUGAGGGCCUGGGGACCACUAUCGACGUGGUGCUUCUCAAUGGGACUCUCAAGGAAGGCGACACCAUCGUUCUGGCUGGCUUGGGUGGCCCGAUUGUCACAACGAUUCGGGCGCUACUCACUCCGCAGCCCAUGAAGGAGAUGCGGGUAAAGAAUGAGUACGUUCACCAUGCUCAGAUCAGCACUUCCAUGGGUGUCAAGAUCUCAGCCCCCGGGCUGGACGACGCAGUUGCCGGUACAGAACUGCUCGUGGUUGGUCCGGAUGAUGAUCUUGACGAGCUCAAGGAGGAGGUGAGUGAAGGCUUCGAGAGCAUUCUCAAUGACUUUGAGAAGGAGCCAGCUGGGGUGUACGUGAAGGCAAGCACCCUGGGCUCUCUGGAGGCCCUGCUCUCCUUCCUUCAGGACAUGAAGAUUCCAGUCUUCGACGUGGGUAUUGGCGAGGUCCAUAAGAAGGAUGUGAAGAAGGCAUGCAUUAUGAAGGAGAAGAAAAACCCCGAGUACGCACUGAUCCUGGCUUUUGACGUGAAGGUCAAUCAAGAGGCCCAGAAGCAAGCAGACACCGACGGGGUGACCAUCUUCACUGCUGACAUCAUCUACCACCUGCAAGACAAGUUUACCAAGUAUAUGGAGAAAUACCGGGAGUCGCAGAAGACUGAGACAAGGAAGGUGGCGGUGUUCCCAGCAAUCCUGCAGAUCGACAAGAACCACAUCUUUCGAAAGCAAGAUCCUAUCAUCGUUGGGUGUCAGGUCUUGGCUGGGCAGUUGCGGGCGGGGACUCCUUUGUGCGUUCCGGACAAGGACAAUUUGAUCAUCGGCCACGUGGCGGGCAUCGAGAUCAAUAAGAAGGCGGUGCCCAAGGCUCGCCGAGGGGAUACCGUUUGCGUGAAGAUCGAGCAGACCACCGCCCAGAACCAUAUCAUGUAUGGUCGUCACUUUGACCACACCAGCCAGCUCUAUUCGGCCAUCACCCGACAGAGCAUUGACACAUUGAAGGAGCAUUUCAAAGAUGAGAUGAUCAAGGAAGACUGGGAAGUAGUCAUUGGCAUGAAGAAGCUUUUUGGCAUCCAAUGAAGGGCAGGCUCAUUGGCAUUCUUACAUUUUCUGGGCCAGCGACGCACUGCUCGCUGCAUUAAAAAGUGUUCUCGCAGUGACGGCCAGGGGAACUGCAAACAUGAACUGGCUGCUGAGCCAGGCAAAACUCGUCUCAAUUCAGCCGUGGACACAGCGGCCAGGAACGACUGGGAACAAUAGCAAAUUGGCCCCGCUCACUGCGCAUUUCGCACCCAUCAUGUCGACACUGCGACUCCCUUUCAGCGAAUCUGCUGUUUCGCGGCUGCGAGCAAGGCCUGCAGCCUUUUUUGCAGAGGCUCGCUGCAGUUUACCGGGCAGUAAGACCUGCAUUGUACAGCUGCAGGGUGGUCCAAGCGGUUGACAGGGCGUAUC
Messenger RNA from Effrenium voratum, 2877 nucleotides. Lineage: Eukaryota; Dinophyceae; Suessiales; Symbiodiniaceae. The record is from the annotation of a GenBank genome assembly.